Molecule: messenger RNA, 2000 nt
Organism: Aspergillus alliaceus
Lineage: Eukaryota; Fungi; Ascomycota; Eurotiomycetes; Eurotiales; Aspergillaceae
Product: putative clock controled protein (Ccg-8)
Exons: 2
Coding region: 247-1689 (480 amino acids)
Biological process (GO): phospholipid biosynthetic process; regulation of transcription by RNA polymerase II; endoplasmic reticulum unfolded protein response
Cellular component (GO): nucleus; endoplasmic reticulum
Molecular function (GO): transcription corepressor activity
Source: RefSeq, a predicted model, not a curated record
GUUUGCAGUGAGACCCGUCGGUUUUUAGUUUAAUUAUUUGAUUUGAUUUUUAUUAUUUUUAUUUUUAUUUUAUUUUUGGUUUCACGUGAAGAGCACAUGGGAGAGGCUCUCUCUCUCUCUCUCUCUGACUGACUCGUUCUUCGCUUUUUCCCAAAGGAUCGUCGUCCCUUUACUCCAAAUUCCCAAUUCCCUCCAAACUUACCCUCUAAGCCCAAUUUUAUCUUCACUAGUCGGUUUUAGGCCUCCAUGGACUGUCGUUCAGGCGGCGCUACUGCCCCGAACGAUUCGUCCGUCUCCUCACGCCGAAACACCAAUCCUCAUACUACCUCAGUGUCUGUGUCCGCUUCAGUCCCCGCUCCUAUAUCCGCUCAUCCCUCCUUCCAGAAUGUCCCUACCUCCAUGAUGGAUCUCGACAAUCACGCGGCUGCGGAGGAUCGCUCACGUCGAGCGACGAGUGUUCUCUCCAUGGAUGAUAUUGAAGCGGCACAGGCCCUGGAGGGGCUACGUACAGAGUACGGUCAGCCGCCUCGAAACUUGUCGCAGCAGACGUCGAGUCCCGAAUCCAAACCGCAACCCGAACCCCUCUUAUCAUUACUGACCUCGACCCAUCCGCUGAUAUCCUCCGCCAUCAACGGAUCGGUCUCCGCCUACACCAGCUCCAAAUCCUACUCGCCUCGUUUUAAAUCGGGAGCCGAGUUCAUCGAACGGAACAUUGGCUCCCCCGUCGCCAAUACCGUUGGUUCUGUCGGCCGCAAAACGGGAGUCGAGAGCGGCCUUCGAUGGGCUCUCCAGCGCCGUGCUUCUGGCUCGACGGAUCCCAAGCGGUCCAAGCGUCGCAAAGUGAGCGGAGACAAACAUCCCAGUGAAGUUGAUUUGGAGAAAGGCCCCGAAGAAAAGAUGUCCCAUCACGUCCGGGGCUCCUCCGACCUGUCCAUGGGUGAACCCCUCCCGCCCUAUGACGACCACACAUCGCCCAGUUACGAGGAAGUAGGUCGGGAAAGCUCGCGGCAGAAUGCCACUUGGCAAAGCCGACUGGUGAUUUCUACCUCGGGGUUGGGGGUAGCGAUGAGCGAGGAGUCGCUCCGUAGCUUGCAGUAUUGCUUGACCUGGUUGCGGUGGGCUAACGGGCGACUGGGCAAAUCCAUACUGGCGCUUCAGGGGGCGUUGAAGGAGUGGGACAAUGCAAAGAAGAACAAUGAUGGUAAUCAGGACACCUCCUUGCUGUCCCAGCGUAUCCAGGCCGUCAAGGAGGACGUUUUGUCGACUUUGAAGCAGGUUGUAGAUGUUGUUUCCAAGUAUGCCGGGGGUGCACUGCCGGAAAAUGCGCGCAACCUAGUUCGCCGACAUCUCACUUCCCUGCCCCAUCGGUUCCAGGUAGCUUCGACGUCAAACCCUCCCCCCGAUUCGACGGCGGCAUCGUCCGACGCCACGAUCGGCGCUCAUCGCAUUUUAGUUCUGGCACAGGAAGGCCUAGACAUGAUGGCGCAGGUCAGCGGAGUGGUCAAUGAUACCCUGGUCAGCGCGGAGCUGUGGUGCGAGAGGUUGGGCAAGAAGCGGCCCGACAGCAAGAACCAAAACGAUGCUCAACCGCCUGAGUCGCGCGACACAUCGUUCCCGGCUGAUGUCAAGCAGCCUAUCCGCGAACCAUCCCAAGAUGUCCCGAUGACAGGGACAGAGGAGAAGGUAUAGACGCCAUAGCGCAAGAGAAAAUCCCCAUUUUCCAGAUUAUCUCUCAGCUAUUGCUCAGCGGGCACUGAGAAAUACAUUGCCAGCCUGGUGAGGUUACGGAAUAUUUCAAACUUUCGAGUUUGGAAAUUAUGCCGGAUCACCGGCUGAUGGUACACGUCUUUUAACAUCUCGGACCUUUUCAUUCAUUUAUCUCCGUGGUCGACUUUUCUUUGACAAUCUUUCAUAUAAACGUCUGUCUGCUACAUAUUUUUCCUUUUUGAUAUCCGUACCUCUGUUGAGAGUGAAGAUAGUGUCGGCGUUUUUCUUUUCUU